Molecule: messenger RNA, 1053 nt
Organism: Triticum turgidum subsp. durum (durum wheat)
Lineage: Eukaryota; Viridiplantae; Streptophyta; Magnoliopsida; Poales; Poaceae
Source: the annotation of a GenBank genome assembly
AUGAUUGAGAUGGUGUCACAAGGAUUAGCUACCAUGGAGGUUACGCUCAAGCAUUCAGGGUCUUUGUUCAUGUAUGCUGGUAACCGUGGUGGUGCAUAUGCCAAGAACAGCUUUGGAAAUAUCUACACUGCUGUGGGCGUUUUUGUUUUGGGUCGCUUGUUUCGUGAAGCUUGGGGGAGAGAAGCUCCUAAAAUGCAAGCGGAAUUCAAUGAUUGUCUCGAGAAAAACCGAAUAAGCAUUUCAAUGGAACUUGUCACGGCUGUAUUAGGAGACCAUGGGCAAAGGCCUAAGGAUGAUUAUGCUGUGAUUACAGCUGUGACAGAAUUGGGUCAUGGCAAGCCUCAAUUCUAUUCUACUCCAAAGUUGAUUGAAUUUUGUCGGAAAUGGCGCCUACCAACAAACCAUGUCUGGCUAUUCUCCACGAGGAAAUCCGCCACUUCAUUCUUUGCUGCCUACGAUGCUUUGUGUGAAGAGGGGACUGCCACAUCCGUUUGCAAAGUCCUUGGUGAAAUAGCUGAUAUAUCUGUGCGAGGGUCAAAGGAUCAUGUAAUCGUGCAAGGUGAGAUACUUGAAGGUCUGGUUGCCCGUAUUGUCAGUCGCGAAAGUUCAGUUCAAAUGGAAGUUUUGAGGAACUUUCAACAACCUUCAUUAGAUGGAGGCGACUCUGAUUUAGGACUAAGUUUACGAGAAAUAUACGCUGCUAAUAGGUCGGAUGAGAAGCAGCAAAUUAAAGCACUUCUUGAAAAUGCUGGGUCAUCAUUGUGUUCAGACCACUGCGAUUGGUUUGGAAACAGUGGUCUUGACGCUCAAUCUCGAAAUGCUGAUAGAUCAGUUGUCACUCAUUUUUUGCAAGCACAUCCCAUGGACUAUGCAACAAAGAAAUUACAGGAGAUGAUCCGUCUCAUGAAGAAGAGAAAUCUCCCUGCAGCUUUCAAAUGUUACUGGAAUUACCAAAAAAUUGAUUCUCUUUCAAAUGAUAACUUGUAUUACAAGAUGGUUAUCCAUGUCCACAAGGAUUCUGCUUUUAGACGUUAUCAACAAGAGAUGAGGUAA